Desarmillaria tabescens is the source of this 1045-nucleotide messenger RNA. RefSeq lists its product as uncharacterized. The transcript has 4 exons. Bases 4 to 954 code for a protein of 316 amino acids. Lineage: Eukaryota; Fungi; Basidiomycota; Agaricomycetes; Agaricales; Physalacriaceae. The record is from RefSeq and is a predicted model, not a curated record.
CUGAUGUCACUUCCCUUCAUACCACGCAAUGUCGCGACAAAAUCCAAGAAAAUACAAUCGACGAAGGGCAGAGAUGUGGAUAUACCCACUGCCUCUUCUUCUCGAACCAUCCCACUGCCGGUAGGCAAAGGCAAAGAGCCAGAAAAACCCAAUAUCGACGGACCUGCGGCAGUUCACAAGCCCAAUUUUUCGGACAAAGAGUAUGCCUCCCUCAUUUACUUAGCGCUCUCCGACUUUGCACUAUUUUCUGAUCCAGACCUUCGGCGUAAAAUUGAUGAAGGAGAAGAUGGGUUCGUCUCGUUACUUCAUGUUCUGAAGCACGCUCUUCAUGGGAUCCUAUUUUCCGAAUCAGAGACAGCUGUUGCCAGGGCUCUGCGUUCUGAGGCUACUGAUAGCAUAGAAGUCAGGAUGGUGUUCUCUGGGCCGUCGUGGUCAGGGCAAGGGUCGUCUAAAAACAGUGGGAUGUUCGAGGUGCGGAGAAUGGAGUCUCUUCAAAACAAGUUUACAAGGGAGGAUUGGAGGGAACGAACGUUAUACAUUGAAAAUAUACUAAUUCAAUAUACAUCCCUCCUUGGAGUCUUCCAUCUUAUCCAAGUGCUACUCACGAAGACUACUAAUACCACACCAAUCUUCAAUCGUAUACAAGGCAUCUCCUUCCCUCCGCAUCACCUCGACAAACCAGGCGACACUCCAAAAUGUAAAGGCUUCGCUCUCGUCGCACUCCUCGACGCCGAAGACGCGCAGCGGUUUCUUCACGAGUGGCCAUGGGCUCCCGCCGUUUCUCCCAACGAAGUCAAACCGCCAAUCUCAGAAUUCCAAGAAGCUGUCAAGUUCGGCUUCCGAACGAUGUCCAAAACGCGCUGGGACGAAAUGAAGGAUGAAUACCUUGCGUAUCGUGCACGGCUGGUGAAGGAAAUAGUGGCGUACCCUGCUCGUGCGAGACGUUAUAUCUAGAAGGACUGGGAGCAGGAGGUUACGUGGCAUGGGAGCUACAAUCGUAUGACGUGGAAGAGCUCUCACAUUACCAGGUCGAUGCUGGAGAACA